Gadus macrocephalus (Pacific cod) is the source of this 4759-nucleotide messenger RNA. Its product is annotated as zinc finger protein 250. The coding region runs from base 740 to 4345 and encodes 1201 amino acids. Lineage: Eukaryota; Metazoa; Chordata; Actinopteri; Gadiformes; Gadidae. Gene Ontology annotation, biological process: regulation of transcription by RNA polymerase II. Gene Ontology annotation, molecular function: DNA-binding transcription activator activity, RNA polymerase II-specific; RNA polymerase II cis-regulatory region sequence-specific DNA binding. Gene Ontology annotation, cellular component: nucleus. The record is from RefSeq and is a predicted model, not a curated record. The transcript has 5 exons.
AUAACAUUAGAUUGUGCGCCUCGGCGAUGUUAGAAAGCGAAGAUGUCAGAACGAAGAAAUAAAUAAUUAAAACAUUUUAGACCACGGGGAAAGGCGAAUAUGACGGAUAUAUAUCGUUCGACGAUGAAAAGAGAAGACCAUUUGCCUCAAAUCUGCCUGCAUUUCUAUAAACAAUAACUCUUCCGGGAUCAAAAGGAAAACUACGGAAUGGGAGGCAGGACAAUCUUGGUUGAAGCGAAGCAGCACCCCGGCGGCAAUGGUAAAUAAAACUAAUAUAUAAUGUGUAUAAUUAAUAUACAGUACUUUUCUUACCCGUGGCCACUCAAAGACCUUGCCAAAUUGACCUAACAUACAUAGCCAGCUCGUCGGGACCUGUUAGGGUGAGGUAUUUUGCUCAGGGACACCUCGACACUCAGAUAGGAGGAGCCGGAGAUCGAACCAGCAACCUUCCGGUUACCUGCCAAGUUAACUCGCACGACCUGCUGCCCCCGAUGGCAUGACUACCGUACCCACGUUAGUUCACGACUGUUUUAUGUUUUAUAACUCUAUGCGUUUUGUUUUCGAUUGAGUGGGAUUAUUGGGAGUAUUUUACUUAAUCCAGACUACGAUGCUCCUCAAACAAAAAAGGAAACGAAUCGCUUUUCCCACCUCGGUCCUCCAAAACAAGCUACAAAUGGGAACGAGGAGGGGGUUUAAAUAGCAUAUUUUAUUGAAUUGUUUUCCAAUAGAAAAUAGAAAGAUGUCGGGGGACGAACGUCAAACGAGACAACUGACUGCCGCAGAGACUGCUGCAUCUUUGGACACUAUGGUCCAUGAGUUCAAAGAAGAAUUAUCCAGAAUCUUGCAGGAGAACGAAGAGCUUAAAUCAAAAUGCAGUUAUUUAGAGCUUCGGUUGACUAAACAACCGAAACCUAACAUCCUGGCAGUGGACUCUGAACAUGGGACAACUUGUGACAAAGGAGUCCAGUGCGACCUCUGUUGCAAUGAACAAGGGUUCAGAAACUCACUGCAAGGAAAUAUGGAGCAGAAAAAGGCGGAUCAGAGGAGGGGAGGUUACCAGAUCCAGCAGUUCCCUUUGAAUAUUCAUGGGGAAGAACCUUUAAUCAAGGAUGAGAUUCUGGAGCCAGGCCUGGUCCACACAAGAGUACCCAACGACGUUCCAGAUUCAGUGACUCCCCUUGAAAAAGGCCAGGAAGAUGACCACAACAAACUAACAAGAAACAUGUUGUGUCACUUUGAAAGGGUUGAAGAAUCUGAACUUGAUUCUCCACCAGAAGAAGGGCAAUCACAAAAGAUCUCUCAGGAAGUUUUCAGAGUGGAUGAAUCCAUGGCAAAUAUAAAUAAUGUUACAGCGCAGACAUCUUCUAACAGGGAGGUUAAAUCUGAACAUCUCAUCCAUUUAUCAGAUGAAUUGUCUGUCUCAAUGAAGGGUGAAUCUUGCGAUUCCGGAAUCGGCUUGAAAGAAAUCGGGGUUGAUGUCCAGACAGAAUCAUCAGCACAGACAAACGAACGCAGAGGUCCUCUGAUAAUUAGAGGGAAGGGCAAAGUUCCGUAUCCACACGUUAAUCUUGCCAUCAGAAAUGGUUUGUCAAUCAUUUACACGGCAACCUCUAGCAGAAGCCGGCCACCACAGAAGGCCAGUCUAUCUGAGCUCCAAAUCCAACCUGAAGCAGAAACCGGUCCAGUAUUGAGACUCCCGGGUAGGAGGCCUAGGAGCUUUGUUAAACAACUGCCAUUGCAGGGGACUAUGUCGCCCCCUCUAACAUCUGAUAAUUGUACAGCCAAAAAGGCAUCGGAGAGGCCCUCCAAACCUGUCGAGUUAGAUCAACAUGGUAGUGUUCCCUGCUUGGCAGCCUCUUUCCCUAUAGGGUACUUUUCAGAAGAUGCAGAACUAUCCGGUUUACAUCAAGCAUACAAGGAGAUGGAGGAAAACGUUGUUCCCCCAGCAGCUGAGGGUUUGGAACCCCCUCUGUCGGAGGUACCAAAAUCCAAAUCCACGGGAACAAGGAAACCGAGUCACAACCCAAAACGACAGGAGGCACUGCUACAGGUUGAAGCCAUAAAUCCUCAGACCCCCACAUUAGACGCAUUCGAAAAAUCCUCCUCUCAGCCAAAGAUGGCGGUGCCAGCCCAAACACAGAAUAUGGCUGGUUUUACAUCCUCAAAUACUCCUUUGACACCAAGCCUUUUUAUAUCCUCUGUGUCUCUUCAAACAAAAGCCAAAGACUGUGCUUCUUAUCCCUCUGCUUUAGUUUGCCAAAUGUCCAACAGCCUGCCUACUUUAGAUCAAUCCACCAAAAUACACUCUGUUCCUCAACUUCCUUCCGGUACCGGAAAUUCCGAUGUGUCUGCCAGUACUCCAUCUGCAGUGGUCCCUUCCAAAAGUUGGUCAAAGUCAUCCACCAAAUUAAAACAUGCGGUCAUUAUUUCAAAAUCAAAUGCAUCGGGAGCAACAUGUACAAGAGCUCAGUCACGUCUGCAAAACUCUUUUACAUCGAUAUCCAAAGUAGAAGCAUCCUGUGAUAGGUUAGGCGUUAGGUUAAACACAAAGGACGUACCUGAAACUAAGUUUGCUUCCACUCCAACAAUAAUGCAAUGGAAGUCAUCCAACCUUACAGAUAUUGAGGAAAAUGCAGCAUGUUCAAACACAGAAAACAUUUCCUUUGCAUCUGAAAGACCAUGUUUUGUGAACUUUGGGCCAAAGUCUUUACCAACAACCCUCCCCAAGGUUCAGCCCUCAACAGUUGCAUCAACCCAGACAGCGUCGUCCACUAUCAGAGAAUCGUGUUCGGAUUCUAAGACAUUACCUGUGUCUAGUCCCUCUAGCUCCAGCUCAAACAAGGCUUCUACAAAGAGACACACUGUGAAAGCAUUGAAGCAGGUUGCAAAGGAGAAAACAAAGGCUGCCCCUAUCCCCCUCAACAAUGACCCGGUUCAUCCCCUCCCAGAGAUAACUAAAACCCAGUUUUUUGUGCAGCUGUCCAUGGCCCCGGUGGUUCCCUGUCAGCAAAAGGAAUCCGUCAACGAUAGUGUGGAUUGUGUAGUUGCAGAGACGGUGACACAUAAUACUAAGUGCCUGAUACGAAAAGGUCAUGUGAAACGACUUAAACGAGCAGGACCUUCCCACGGCACGGAGACGACCAGUAAACCCACAGAGGACAUUCCUAAAGUUGAACAUUUGGAGACAGAUGAAUACCGCCCUGACAAGGCAGGAGAGCUCGCCCUAAAGCCAGAUUCUGCGAGUCCAAAAUGCAACGCUAAUAAACCAACUCCCUGUGGUCUCGAAGGCCUUAGAUCAGUAACAAACAAAUUGAGCUCUUCUACUAAAAAGCGUAGAUUAAAUCCAGAAAAGCCAAGACCCGAGGAGAGUGUCGGUUUGGUCAACAAUGCUUUUACUUUGAGGACAAUAAAGACUGAGACAGUUUGGAUACCACCAGUACUAGAAGGCAGUAAACCUGAACUGGGAAAUGAUAGCCGCUGCGACCGGCUUCCUACAAAGUGGUCCACUAGAUACGCAACUCCUAAACGGCUCACCAGUCCUCGUCUUGUCACACGAAAGCAUCGGCCACCCUUCACUCAGUCUGGUUCCAGUUCCAGUUCCACCAACUGCCCCUCUGCCCCAAGAACCGGCAGGUACUCUCACCGGGGGUCUACCCACCCCACACCUGCAGAAACGUCCCCCCUCCCGUCGACAUCGCAGCCAUUCUCGUUCAACAGAGAAAGUCUGCUCAGAAACCAGUGUGAACAAUGUGGCCGUGUCCUCAGCAGCAAAGCAGCCCUGCAGAAGCACGUCGGCCUCCAUUCAGGCAGGAAGCUCUUCUCCUGCUCCCUCUGCAGCCAGAUCUUCCCAGACCCGCAGGCGCUAACUCGACACGGACGGGUGCACCGCAACGGAACGAUAUACAUUUGCCCACAGUGCAAUGAGGGUUUUGCGUACAGAUUCGGCCUCACUCAACACCUGCAAAUGGUACACAGUAGAAUAAAACCCUUUGUUUGCCACAUCUGCCAGAAGAGCUACUUCUGGAGGAAAGAUUUUGAAUCCCAUUUCCGAGUCCACACCGGAACCGCACGGCAGUUCCCGUGCAAUCUCUGUGACAAAAGAUUCAACCGGAGAGUGGAACUGGUGGUCCAUCUGAGGAGCCACAGCAGGGAGAAGAGGCAUUGGUGUCCGUACUGUGGAAAGGAGUUCCUGGACUACAGCAACCUGAAAAGGCACAAGUACACCCACACCGGAGAACGGCCCUACGCCUGUGCCCACUGCACCAAGAGCUUUGUACAGUCCGGGCACUUGAAGAAGCAUUUGAGGAAUGUUCACAAGGUUGAUGUGUAUGCUGAUUUGCAAUAGGUCUGUGGCAUUGUUAACUGUAGCAAUAUGCUAGAAGAUAUGACCCCACCUGAUGAUUUACAAUGAGUCCUGCAAUUGUAUUGUAGUGCAAAGGUUCAAGCACUAAAAUAAAUGUUUGUUCGUUAGCUAUUGUUUGAAUUCAGAAGUGCUAGGUUCCAAGUCAAGUAUCGUUGUUUUUGUUCUCGAUCAUAAAAUCUUUGAUUUAACCAAACAUUUUGAAAGUAUUUAAUUCUCUUUGAAAUCUGGUGCAGCAGUUUAUCAGUUGCAUUAUGUGCGACAGAGUUAAAAAAUAUUUAAAGAAAAUUGUUUACAACAUUUUUAUUUCAUUUGAAUUGAUCCUCUCAUGUGGUGCGUUCUUAUUCACAAAAGGUAUUGAAGCAAAUAUUUUAAGUAAUAAUUGUAAAUUCAUAAAAA